Molecule: messenger RNA, 1756 nt
Organism: Talpa occidentalis (Iberian mole)
Lineage: Eukaryota; Metazoa; Chordata; Mammalia; Eulipotyphla; Talpidae
Gene: OXSM
Product: 3-oxoacyl-ACP synthase, mitochondrial
Exons: 4
Coding region: 332-1717 (461 amino acids)
Biological process (GO): fatty acid biosynthetic process
Molecular function (GO): 3-oxoacyl-[acyl-carrier-protein] synthase activity
Source: RefSeq, a predicted model, not a curated record
GCCCGGCAGCCCCGGCCCAGCCCGCAGCCCGGUACCUGAGGAUGUUGUCCGCGUAGGUUGCAGCAUACUAAUGGAUUGUGAACUUCAUUUACCAUGUAGUCAUAAGCACAAAACACAGUAAUAACAAAAGAGAGUAGCAUGGAGGAGGAUAAAGAGGGGGUGGAAAAAAUAAAAACAAACAUCCCACGUAGUAAAGCUGACAUCAAGCACUUAAAAGAACACUUUGGAUAUUCUUUCGUUGGCCUUUAAAUUACUUAGAAAACAGUGAGUACCUCCUGGACCUGUUGUGAUCUGUUACUGGAAUUUAUUUUUAAUCGUCUGAAUCUCAACCAUGUUGUCAAACUGCUUGCCAAAUUUCCUAAAAGUUACACACUCUCAUCUUCAGUAUUCAAGAUUAUGCCACCAAUUAAUAAGAAGUAAAAGGAGGUGCUUCAGAACUGCGCCAACAUCCAGAUUUCGCCGGCGAGUUGUCAUUACAGGCAUUGGCUUAGUGACUCCUCUGGGUGUUGGAACUCAACUGGUAUGGGAUCGUCUUAUUCAGGGAGAGAGUGGAAUUGUUUCACUGACUGGUGAAGAGUAUAAGAGUAUCCCUUGCAGUGUUGCUGCUUAUGUGCCAAGAGGUUCUGAUGAAGGUCAGUUCAACGAACAAAACUUUGUGUCCAAGUCAGAUAUCAAGUCCAUGUCUUCUCCCACCAUUAUGGCCAUUGGGGCUGCAGAGUUAGCCCUGAAAGAUUCCAACUGGCAUCCUCAAUCAGAAACUGAUCAAGUGGCUACUGGUGUUGCAAUUGGCAUGGGAAUGGUUCCUCUUGAAGUUGUUAGUGAAACUGCUCUGAUGUUUCAGACAAAAGGUUACAGUAAAGUCAGCCCUUUCUUUGUCCCUAAAAUUCUGAUCAAUAUGGCAGCAGGCCAGGUCAGCAUUCGAUAUAAACUGAAGGGCCCCAAUCAUGCAGUAUCCACAGCCUGUACCACAGGAGCUCAUGCUGUGGGAGACUCUUUUAGACUUAUAGCCCAUGGGGAUGCUGAUGUGAUGGUGGCUGGAGGCACAGAUUCUUGUAUUAGUCCUCUCUCUCUUGCUGGGUUUUGUAGAGCCCGGGCUCUCAGCACAAAUUCUGAUCCUAAGUUGGCAUGCCGGCCGUUUCAUCCAAAGAGAGAUGGUUUUGUAAUGGGAGAAGGUGCAGCUGUGCUGGUGCUGGAAGAACAUGAACAUGCUAUUCAAAGAGGGGCCCGGAUUUAUGCUGAACUUUUGGGCUAUGGACUUUCAGGUGAUGCUGGUCACAUAACCGCCCCCGAUCCUGAAGGAGAAGGUGCCUUAAGAUGUAUGACUGCUGCUGUAAAAGAUGCAAAUGUGCAACCUGAAGAGAUAACCUAUGUCAAUGCACAUGCUACUUCCACACCUUUGGGAGAUGCUGCUGAGAACAAAGCUGUCAAACAUCUUUUCAAAGACCACGCCCAUGCCCUUGCAGUUUCCUCGACUAAGGGAGCCACAGGGCAUCUGCUGGGAGCUGCAGGGGCGACUGAAGCAGCUUUUACAGCACUCGCUUGUUAUUAUCGAAAACUACCACCUACUUUAAACCUGGAUUGUACAGAGCCAGAAUUUGAUCUCAAUUAUGUCCCCCUAAAGGCACAGGAAUGGAAAACUGAGAAAAGAUGUAUUGGACUUACCAAUUCCUUUGGUUUUGGUGGUACUAAUGCAACACUUUGUAUUGCUGGCAUGUAGCACAAAUCAUUUGUAAUUAAUCAUUGAUUAUUUUUAAUG